Molecule: messenger RNA, 1314 nt
Organism: Acanthocheilonema viteae
Lineage: Eukaryota; Metazoa; Nematoda; Chromadorea; Rhabditida; Onchocercidae
Source: the annotation of a GenBank genome assembly
AUGGAAGAAGUAUCAUUUGACAAAUUUCGAAACGAACGAUGGCGUGACUUGAGACGUCUUACCGAUGGGAAAUCGGUCUUCGCUCAUCCAGCUUUCGAACCAGGAAUGCAGAAUUUGGAAACUGUACAAAAUUGUCACGUGUUAGUAGUCGGAGCUGGUGGAUUAGGAUGUGAACUAUUGAAAGAUUUGGCGUUAUCUGGUUUUCGAAAAAUCGAAAUCAUCGAUAUGGAUACGAUAGAAUUGUCCAAUCUAAAUAGGCAGUUCCUUUUUCGUGAAACUGAUGUUGGUAAAUCAAAAGCUGAGAUAGCGGCGGCGUUCAUCCGAAAACGAAUCCCCGAUUGCCCUGUAGUCGCAAUAAAGAUGACCAGUUCUACCGGUCGUUCGACAUUAUUAUUUGUGGCUUGGAUUCUAUCGUUGCAAGAAGGUGGCUUAAUGCUAAAUUGGUUGGAUUUUCUCAUUUGUUUUACGGAGUUGGUAAGCUUAGUGGAAUUCGACUCGGAUGGUAAUCCAACUGGCAUAAUACCUUUAAUUGAUGGUGGCACAGAAGGAUUUAAGGGCAACUCCCGAAUAAUACUGCCUACAAUGACUGCUUGCAUUGAAUGUACCAUUGAUCUUUAUCCGCCACAGAUUACUUUUCCUAUGUGUACGAUAGCCAACACUCCUCGGCUUCCUGAACAUUGUAUCGAAUAUGUGAAAGUAAUACAGUGGCAUACGGAUAAACCCUUCAACGGUGAAGCGAUGGAUGCUGAUAACAUGGAACACGUGGAAUGGGUGUUUAAAGCUGCUUUAAAGAGGGCUAAUAGAUAUAAUAUCAAAGGGGUUGAUUUAAGACUUACAAAAGGUGUCCUGAAGAGAAUAAUUCCUGCUGUAGCUUCCACCAAUGCUGUUAUUGCAGCAUCAUGCGCACUGGAGGCUUUGAAAUUAGCUUCAAACAUUUCCUGUCCAAUGCAAAAUUAUCUCAAUUUCACCAACAUUGAGGGAGCUUUUGUGGGAGUUGUCGAAUUGGAGAAAAGACAAAAUUGUCUAGUAUGUGGUGAACAGGCACAAUACAUUGAUAUACCCGCGAAUAAAACAUUGCGAGACUUGCUAGAUGAAAUUAUAAAAAGAUAUCAGCUUUGUAAUCCAUCAGUACAAACAGCAAAGGAGAAGUUAUAUAUGAAAAGCGAUUUGAUACCUGAAUUGUAUCAAAUUAGCACUGCUAAUUUAUCCAGAACUCUGAAAGAUCUUGGACUGGCAAAUGGUGAUGAGCUUCUUAUUGCUGAUGAAACUCGGGCGCGACCAAUUUCUUUACGUAUUCGUUACCAAGAAGACUAA